CGGUUGCAACGCCGAGCGGAGGAGGCAGGAACCCGAAGGCAAGCAGGGGCUGGGUGGGGACCAUGGCCGGGAUCACCACCAUCGAGGCGGUGAAGCGCAAGAUCCAGGUUCUGCAGCAGCAGGCCAAUGAUGCAGAGGAGAGGGCCAAGCGCCUUCAGCGGGAAGUGGAGGGAGAAAGGCGGGCCCGGGAACAGGCUGAGGCUGAGGUGGCCUCCUUGAACCGUAGGAUCCAGCUGGUUGAAGAGGAGCUGGACCGUGCUCAAGAGCGCCUGGCCACUGCCCUACAAAAGCUGGAGGAAGCUGAGAAAGCUGCUGAUGAGAGUGAGAGAGGUAUGAAGCUUAUUGAAAACCGAGCCUUAAAAGAUGAAGAAAAAAUGGAACUCCAGGAAAUCCAACUCAAAGAAGCUAAGCACAUUGCAGAAGAGGCAGAUAGGAAGUAUGAAGAGGUGGCUCGUAAGUUGGUGAUUAUUGAGGGAGACUUGGAACGCACAGAGGAGCGAGCUGAGCUGGCAGAGUCCCGUUGCCGAGAGAUGGGUGAGCAGAUCAGACUGAUGGACCAGAACCUGAAGUGUCUGAGUGCUGCUGAAGAAAAGUACUCUCAAAAAGAAGACAAAUAUGAGGAAGAGAUAAAGAUUCUUACUGAUAAACUCAAGGAGGCAGAGACCCGUGCUGAGUUUGCUGAGAGAUCAGUAGCCAAGCUGGAAAAGACAAUUGAUGAUUUGGAAGAUAAACUGAAAUGCACCAAAGAGGAGCACCUCUGUACACAAAGGAUGCUGGACCAGACUCUGCUUGAACUGAAUGAGAUGUAGAGCACCCCAGUCCCAUCCUGCCGCUGCUCCUCCCUCUGACCCGACUCUGCUGAGGCCAGCCUGCCCGAAGCUGACCUUUAAACUGAGGGCUGACCUUUAACUGGAAGGCUGCUUUCUCCUUUCACCACCUCUCCCACCCCCACCCCUGUGUCCUUUUCGCCAAACUGUCUCUGCCUCUCCCCAGAGAUUCCAUUUGGGCUAGAGGCUGAGCACCUUUGGGAACAACGUUUAAGGGAAUGUGAGCACAAUGCUAAGUGUCUUUAAAAGCAUGUUGUGAUGUACACAUUUUGUAAUUACCUUUUCUGUUGUUGUUGAUAUAGCAGCCAUUUGUAAAACAUUCCAGGUAAUUCCAUAGUUCUGAAGCAGCAGUCUAAUCCCUUUCUCACUUUUGGAAGGUAACUUUUCAGCUUAACGCAUAUUGCCCUCUCCGUAGAGGAGGGGAAAAGGUAUGGGCCUGCCUUACCGAGAGCCAAAACAGCCCAGAGAAGGACUCCAUUUUGGGAAACCUUAUUGCUCUGUAAAAAGUACCCGCCAAACCAGAAAGGUGAUUCCAGAAGGAGUUAGCCAAAAAAAAGAA
Mesoplodon densirostris (Blainville's beaked whale) is the source of this 1386-nucleotide messenger RNA. RefSeq names its product tropomyosin alpha-3 chain-like. The transcript has a single exon. Gene Ontology annotation, biological process: muscle contraction; actin filament organization. Gene Ontology annotation, molecular function: actin filament binding. The record is from RefSeq and is a predicted model, not a curated record. Bases 63 to 809 code for a protein of 248 amino acids. Gene Ontology annotation, cellular component: actin filament. Lineage: Eukaryota; Metazoa; Chordata; Mammalia; Artiodactyla; Ziphiidae.